AUGGCAAAAUCGGUGCUCAUGCCCGACGAGUAUAAGAAAACUCUACUCGAGGUCUUCGAGAGUAUGUCAGAGACGACGUUUAUUUGGAAGUACGAAGAAGAAGGUUCAAAAUUGGCAGCUCACCUAAAAAAUGUAUACCUCAGUCCGUGGGUUCCUCAGAACGCUCUGCUAGCUGAUCCUCGUCUCACUGUUUUCGUCACUCACGGAGGACUGGGCAGCACGAUGGAGCUUGCGUAUAUGGGAAAACCAGCGCUGUUGAUUCCUCUCUUUUCUGAUCAAAUGCGGAAUGCAUAUAUGAUGGGGAGGCAUGGAGGAUGUAUUGUUUUGAAGAGGAAUGAUCUGGGGAGUUCACAAAAGAUAACGGAUUCCUUGAGGACCCUUAUGAGUGAUGCCAGUUAUUCAAAGAAUGCUGAGCGACUCGCUGCAAUGCUCGUCGACCAACCAAUCAGCGCAAAGCAGCUUUUCAUUCGACACAGCGAAUUCGCUGCCAGGUUUGGACGCCUGCCCAAUCUCGAUCCUUAUGGGCGACAAUUGUCUUUCUUUCAGUAUUACCUCAUUGAUCUAUUCCUGUUUGUUGUCGCUGUUCUCGCUAUUGGCAUUUUUGUUGCUGUUAAAAUUUUUAGAGCGUUUUGCUCAGCCAGGGCUAAAUCUAAGAAAGAAUGA
Molecule: messenger RNA, 663 nt
Organism: Cooperia oncophora
Lineage: Eukaryota; Metazoa; Nematoda; Chromadorea; Rhabditida; Trichostrongylidae
Source: the annotation of a GenBank genome assembly